CUUUUGCGAGAAUUGACCGCCUAUAGUCCCGAAUGCCCCGUCCUUUGGGGCCCAGGACCUGUAAUGGUCGACGAAUCUGGACCUCUACCUUCCCUAAUACAAUCUGUCCAUUCGGUCCAAUCUCCACCACCACCCAAUUCACGACCGCUUGACUUUACUCGGGCUGUAUUGUCACAUGAUAUCGGUGGUGACAUUGGCCGCCUCAACGACUCAACUCUUGAGCCUUCAAUAGCUCCCCCGCCUCCACCUCGACCAUACAUGAUAUCUUCACCAUUGGCUCAUCAGUUGGCUGCUAAAGCCGAAGAGGAUCCAGCAAGCAGUCUGGAGGCGAUUACUAAGGAUCAACUUGCAGCUCAAUGCCUCGUAGAGCUUCAACAUCUGACCAGCCCCAAACGCCAGGCGACAGAACGCUUAGAUCUGCGCCUAGCCCAUAUGAAUCAGCAGCCUGAGUCAUUAGGUCAGCUGGCGGCCAGCCCAGUAGCUGGGUUCGCUCUCUGUCGUCAACUGACUAAUCAGCUAGGAUACUUAGCCUGGGAGCAGCGACCAUCACUAGAGCUGGUGCGUCGGUCAGCUGGGCUUGUUCGAGAGCUAAAGCAUCUGGACAAAUUGGGAGCGUAUGUAAACGAAUUUCGGGAAACACACAAGAUCGCCGUUAUCUAUGUGGCUACAGGACAGGAAGACAAACAAACCAUCCUCUCUAAUCAAUCUGCUAGUCUAGAGUUUGAAAACUUUGUUGCAGGCCUUGGCUGGGAAGUUGAUUUGGCUACGCACACUGGCUUCUUAGGCGGUUUAGAGCGCAGUGGACGUACUGGACGUACUGCACCAUAUUAUGCCACUUCCACACUGGAGGUUAUUUUCCACGUCUCUACCAGGAUGCCAUCUGACACUGAAGAGGACUUAAAGGUGACCACCUACUUUGCUAUACCCUUAUUUUUGCAUUUUUAG
This is a messenger RNA of Protopolystoma xenopodis, 945 nucleotides long. Lineage: Eukaryota; Metazoa; Platyhelminthes; Monogenea; Polystomatidea; Polystomatidae. The record is from the annotation of a GenBank genome assembly.